GAAAAAACCAUCGCUUUGUUAGUACGAAAAAAAUAAAUUUUAGCACCAUGGCAGAUGCUCUUGAGGGGGCAAUGGAUAAAUUCUGCGGAUCAGAGUUUUGGAACUUAAAUAUCACCUGGAACACUGAAGAUCCCGACUUCACACCAUGCUUCGAACAAACUAUCCUUGUUUGGAUUCCAUGUGUCUUUUUAUGGAUUUUUAUGUUCCUUGAGUUAUACUACCUUCGUGCGAGUUUAGAUAAAAAUAUUCCAUGGAAUUUCAAAAACAUCUCGAAAUUACUUUUACACAUUGCUCUCCUUGCAUUGUGUAUUGCUGAUAUCGUCCUAGCUCUAAUGAAACAAAAUUCCGACGAAGAUAUCAUUUACCCUCUAGAUAUUUGGGGGCCAGUCAUUAAGUUCGUUACAUUUACAAUAGCAUCAAUUCUAGUCUUGUUGAACCGUAAAUUUGGUGUCCAAACAUCAGGAACACUCUUUCUAUUCUGGUUCUUUUUGGUCGUUUUUGCAUUACCAGAAUUAAGAACCAAAUUACGACAACAUAGUGAAUUAAAUGAUGGUGCUCUAGAAUACAGACCUACUCAAGAGGAAAUUUCCUGGAUUGAUUACAAAUUUAUAAGCUUUUUGGUUUACUUUGGACUCUCGUGUUUAAUACUUCUUUUAAACUGUUUCGCUGAUAACAUGCCAACAAAAACUAAGUACAACAGAACUAAUAAAGAAACUCCUGAACUCUCAGCAAGUUUCUUAUCCCGAAUCACCUACUCAUGGUUUGAUAAAUUAGCCUGGAAGGGUUAUCGCAACCCUUUGGAAGAGAAAGACCUCUGGGAACUUCGUCCUCAAGACAGUUCCAAAGAAAUUAUGCCACCUUUUGCUCAGUAUUGGAAUCAAAAUGUUCUCAAAAACUAUCAUGUCGAAAACCGUGAAUCAAAAGGACAGUCAACUAUUGACAAUGUAGUUUUUGAAAACCCAAAUGGUUCCAAUACCAAAGGUUUUGCCUCUGUCAUGCUACCAGUUUAUAAGUCUUUUGCUGGUGUAUUCCUCUUUGGAUCUCUGUUCAAAUUGAUUGCUGAUCUUCUAUCAUUCGCUUCACCACAAGUCCUUGGUUAUGUGAUAGACUUUGUUGAAGCCAAAGCUGAUGAUAACCUUAAAUCCUCACCCGAAUGGCAGGGUAUUUUCUAUUCCAUACUGCUUUUCCUUUGUGCAGCUGUGCAGACAUUUGUAAAUGCUCAAUAUUUCCAAAAAAUGUACGUUGUUGGAAUGAGAACUCGUACAGCUUUGGUAAAUGUGAUCUAUCGCAAAGCUUUGGUCAUAUCAAAUGCAAGUAAGAAAAAUUCAACAGUUGGUGAAAUUGUCAAUUUAAUGUCGGUCGAUGCACAACGUUUUAUGGAAUUAAUGACUUAUAUCAGUUUGCUUUGGUCUGCACCACUACAAAUUACAUUGGCACUUUAUUUCUUGUGGGAAUUGCUUGGGAUAUCCGUACUAUCCGGAUUAGCUGUUAUGAUUAUUAUGAUUCCUAUAAAUGGAGUCAUUGCAAAUCGUAUAAAGAUCCUACAAGUGAAACAGAUGCAAUACAAGGAUGAUCGUGUUAAACUGAUGAAUGAAGUUUUGAGUGGUAUGAAGGUUUUGAAACUUUAUGCUUGGGAACCAAGUUUUGAAGAUCAAGUUGGUGAUCUUCGUAACAAAGAAAUUGCCACACUAAGAUCAUCAGCGUAUUUGAAUGCUGGAACAUCAUUUUUAUGGUCUUGUGCUCCAUUUUUGGUUUCCUUAGUUACAUUCGCUACUUAUGUUUUAAUUGAUGAAAAGAACGUUCUUGAUCCCUCAAAAGCUUUCGUAUCGUUAUCCUUAUUUAAUCUUUUACGUUUUCCAUUAGCUAUGUUGCCUAUGUUGAUAACUAACUUGGUUCAAACUCAAGUAUCAGUUAAACGUAUUAACAAAUUCUUAAACAGUGAAGAACUUGAUCCGGAUUGUGUUGGACAUGAUCGUGGAGCACCUUGUCCAAUGUUAAUUGAAAAUGGAACAUUUUCAUGGGGUGACGAAAAUCCUGUUCUAAGAGACAUCAACAUGGAAGUAAAGAAAGGAUCAUUAGUUGCUGUAGUUGGAACAGUAGGUACAGGCAAAAGUUCUCUCAUAUCUGCUCUACUAGGAGAAAUGGACAAACUGAAAGGUCGAGUAAAUACUAUUGGUACAAUAGCUUAUGUACCACAACAAGCCUGGAUGCAAAAUGCAACUUUACGUGAUAAUAUUCUCUUUGGCAAGCCUUACGAUCGCAAAAGAUACGAAAGUGUCAUUCAAGCUUGUGCAUUAAAAUCAGACAUUGAAAUGUUAUCGGCUGGUGAUCAGACAGAAAUCGGUGAGAAAGGUAUUAAUUUGUCUGGUGGACAAAAGCAGAGAAUAUCACUUGCUAGAGCGGUUUACAAUAAUGCAGACUUAUAUUUACUCGAUGAUCCUUUGAGUGCGGUGGAUUCUCAUGUUGGAAAACAUAUUUUCGAACAAGUCAUUGGACCAAAUGGUUUAUUGGCGAAGAAAACUCGAGUUUUAGUUACACAUGGAAUUACCUACUUGCCUCAAGUGGAUAACAUUUAUGUCCUGAAGGGUGGAGAAAUCAGUGAAGAUGGAACUUAUGCAGAGUUGAUGAAACAAAAGGGAGCAUUCUCUGAGUUCUUAAUUCAACAUUUGACCGAAAAUAGUGCUGAGCAUGAAGAAUUGGAAGAUAUCAAAGAACAUCUAGAGAAAGGUAUUCAACCUGUUGAUUUGCAUGGUAAACUUGAGCGAGCACUUAGUCGAGCAAGAUCGGAAAGUAUUGUUUCAGAAAGCUCUUCGAUACGAUCCCUUAGGAGCACUAAAGGAAGUUUGCGACGAAGAAAUUAUAAACGUCAAGAAUCUGUGGCUUCGAUUACUUCAAAAAUAUCAGAAAUUGUUGCUGGUAAAGAUGAUGGUAAAUUGAUUGAUGUUGAGAAAUCUGAAACUGGCAAUGUUAAUCUUGAGGUGUACAAAUAUUACAUCAAGACAAUAGGUGUUGCAAUGACUGUUACGACAGUUGUGUUGAACUGUGUUUUCCAAGGACUUGCUGUGGGUUCAAACUUGUGGCUAACGGAAUGGUCAAAUGACAAGGAAGUUGCUGCAGGAGAUAAUGGAAAGAGAAAUAUGUAUUUAGGGGUCUAUGGAGCAUUUGGAUUUGUACAAGUUGUUGUUGAUUUCUUUGCAACACUAACACUCGCAUUGGGAUGUGUUCAUUGUUCGAAGAGAUUGCAUGAGGUCUUAACAAGGAACACAAUGAGAUUCCCUAUGGACUAUUUUGAUACAACUCCACUUGGACGUAUAUUGAAUCGUUUCUCAAAAGAUAUUGAUACUGUGGAUAAUGUAUUGCCAUUGAAUCUUCGUGUGAUGCUAAUACAAUUCUUUGUGGUGAUCUCAACUGUUGUCGUCAUCUGCAUAUCAACGCCAAUUUUCUUAGCUGCAAUUGUACCCAUGGCUUUAAUUUAUUGGUUCGCUCAACGAUUUUAUGUUGCAUCUUCAAGACAACUUAUGCGAUUGGAAUCAGUUACUCGAUCACCGAUCUAUUCGCAUUUCAGUGAAACUGUUACAGGAGUUUCAACAAUUCGAGCAUAUGAAGUUCAAAAAACCUUCAUUCAAACAUCUGAUGAUCGUGUAGACUUGAAUCAACUUUGCAAAUAUCCAAGUGUCAUUGCUAAUCGUUGGUUAGCCAUUCGAUUGGAAAUGGUAGGAAAUUUGAUCAUUCUCUUCGCUUCGUUGUUUGCUGUUUUGGGAAAUCAAACAAAUGCUGCCUUGGUUGGUUUGUCUGUGACUUAUUCCCUACAAAUCACACAAGCUCUUAAUAUGUUAGUACGUUUGACUUCUGAUAUUGAGACAAAUGUUGUUGCUGUUGAACGUAUUCAGGAAUAUGGUGGUGUCAAACAAGAAGCACCUUGGGUCCUUGAAAAUGUUAAAACUCCCGAAGGGUGGCCACAGACUGGGCGUGUAGUAUUCGAAGACUAUAUGAUUCGUUAUAGGCCAGGGCUGGAUUUGGUAUUGAAGGGAGUUAGUUUUGAUAUUGCUGGUGGUGAAAAGGUGGGAAUUGUUGGACGAACUGGAGCUGGAAAAUCUAGUUUAACUCUUGGUUUAUUCAGAAUCAUUGAAGCAGCUGGUGGCCAUAUUACAAUCGACGGCAUCGAAAUCUCUACACUUGGUCUACACAUGUUACGUUCCAGAUUGACAAUUAUUCCACAAGAUCCUGUUUUGUUCUCCGGGACAUUGCGAAUGAAUUUAGAUCCAUAUCAGAUAAGUAGUGAUAAUGACAUUUGGACUGCACUGGAGCUGGCUCAUUUGAAGUCGUUCGUUAAAGAAACAGCUGGUGGCUUGAAUUAUGAAAUUAACGAAGGUGGAGAGAAUUUGUCGGUGGGACAAAGGCAAUUGGUUUGUUUGGCUAGAGCACUGCUGAGGAAAACUAAAGUUUUGAUAUUAGAUGAAGCAACAGCUGCUGUUGAUUUGGAAACUGAUGAUUUGAUUCAGAAAACAAUUCGUUCUGAAUUCAAGGACUGUACUGUUCUAACAAUUGCACAUCGUCUAAAUACAAUUCUCGAUUCGGAUAAAGUCAUCGUCUUGGACAAAGGACAAAUAAUCGAAUUUGAUUCACCUACAAAUUUAUUGGAAAACAAAAACUCAUCAUUCUAUAGUAUGGCGAAAGAUGCAAAUCUAGUUUAAUGAAUAUUAUUAUAA
Molecule: messenger RNA, 4709 nt
Organism: Episyrphus balteatus (marmalade hoverfly)
Lineage: Eukaryota; Metazoa; Arthropoda; Insecta; Diptera; Syrphidae
Product: multidrug resistance-associated protein 1-like
Exons: 14
Coding region: 48-4694 (1548 amino acids)
Biological process (GO): transmembrane transport
Cellular component (GO): membrane
Molecular function (GO): ABC-type transporter activity; ATP binding; ATP hydrolysis activity
Source: RefSeq, a predicted model, not a curated record